AUGCCAAAUGCCCUCCUUGAAUACAUAUCGAAUUUCAUCGCUUGCUAUACGGGUUGGUUCUUGGCUUUAGCAAUUUUAGACCUCGUUGCAAGAAGAGAACAGCUCCAGGGCUGUCCGAAGAAGAGGGCGAUCGUUCCAGGCUCCGGUAAAGAAGAUCCUUUCACUUCUUCCCGGACGAAAGACAACACGCCGGACGUCCUACGUUAUUCAACUCCUUCAACAGAAGAAGACGAAAACAACGAAAGGGUGUUCAACCCCCCGGCAAAGUUCGGAUCCUGGGGCCAACUUCUCAACUCCAACACCAAACGGCAAUAUUCCUCCCUGCACCCUCCCCAGAAUGUCACCUCAACUCUCCCCCGCGUUGCCAGGCAACGGGUCCAACAGCAACAGUUGUACCGGCCACAUCCUGCUGGACUAAGCUCCGAAGAUGAUGAUGACUCUGGUGAAGAACCGUCAUCGACCUCCGAUGAUGAUGAGGAGGAGGAGGAAGAUGAUGAGGAUGACGAUGGUGAUAAUGAUGGCGGGGAUCAAUCGGAUGCCACAACAUACACCGGUUCCGAAAUGGCAUUAGCGGCAAGCAGGAGCGAUCAGCAUAGAGACAGAAGGUCUGCGGAUCGCGAGGGAUUCGUCCCGAGUCCGACUGCUGUGACGAGUACGACUACGACAACGGCGACGCCAUCGGUGAGGUCGUUCCCCAGACCCUCCCACCCUGACGCCAUGGACCCCAGGGAAUUCCGUUCUUCCUGUCUCGCGCGAACGCCAUCUGGAUCCCUCUUCAUCCCCAGUGAGUGUAAAGUUCCUGCAUCUCCACUCAAUUGCCACCUUUCCAGUCAACUUUCAAAAUCAGUCAAUGAAAACAAAAAUAAUCCAGAAAGGUACAAUCUAAGUUACUCUUCUGGUGUCCCCGUUCCCGUCUGUAACAACGUUCGGCGGUCGAGUGCGAGUCAUUAUUCACGUUUUCAGUUCCGAAAAUCCUUCUCUUCGCGGUGCACGUGGAAAUGCACGGCGAUUGUCUGUCUUUUCAUCUCUCUAGCCAUUCUUUCAGCCCUAGCGUAUUUCGUUGCAUUAAUGUUUCCAUACUGGCAUCAUGCCAGUUCACAUCCGUGUCCUGUUAUGGUUGAUGACAUGGAACAAGAAAUUGGAAGAAUUAACUCUGCUAAUAUUCCCAAGAAGACUCCACCACCUAAAAGUGAGACUUUUUCUGAAAUUCAGUUGGGUAAAUCUUCUAGUGCCAAAAUUGGAAGUUUCGGAUAUUGGAACUACCAAUUCCAUCUUCGGAAUCCAUCUCUAGUCAAAUUUAACUACACACUGACGAAUGGCGCCAGUUUAGGGGUGUACGGAAGGAGAGACGGUGUUCCAACGCAUACGCGGUACGACUUUUUUGAAAUACUGAAGCCGAGAAAUAGGCGUUCAAAGAGGUCUGAAAAGGACAAGUUCAGUGUAGAAUUUGUACAGUUUUUAGAUCGUGGUUUAUGGUACAUAUCUGUAUAUAAUGAUGGUGAUCAAAUUCAUGAUGUGAUUUUCUCCUCAAGAUUCACAGAUGAUUCCAGUUUGCCUUGUCCCUAUGACUGUCAUGGUCAUGGUUCAUGCGUUAUGGGAAGGUGUGUCUGCAAUCCAGAUUAUGCUGGUGACUCUUGCGCAUAUCGUGUUUGUCCAAUUUUAUGCAGUGGCCGUGGUCAGUAUGUAAAUGGGGCAUGUCUUUGCAGCUCAGGAUGGAAAGGCAAAGAAUGCCAUUUGAGAGAUGAUGAAUGUGAAACAGCUGAUUGCAAUGGUCAUGGAGAUUGCUUGGAUGGUCUUUGCAGGUGUUUUCCUGGAUAUAAAGGAUCCCACUGUGAAGAAGUGGACUGCUUAGAUCCAGAUUGCUCUGAUCAUGGUAUGUGUGUGAGUGGAAUGUGUGUUUGCAGAAAAGGUUGGAAAGGGGCAGACUGCAGUGAACCAGACUCGGAUGCGCUGAGAUGCCUGCCCGACUGUUCCGGCCAUGGACAAUUUGAUCUCAAAUAUCAAAAAUGCAACUGUGAUGAACAGUGGACUGGAACUGAUUGUUCUCAAGAAAAAUGUGAUUUAGACUGUGGUGACCAAGGACAUUGUGAGGGAGGACAAUGUGUGUGCCAAGAUGGAUGGUCAGGGACUAAGUGCAAUGAAAAACUCUGUGAUCCAAGAUGCAUAGAACAUGGUCAGUGCAAAAACGGUACAUGCCUUUGCAUUCAGGGAUGGAAUGGAAAGCACUGUACCUUAGAGGGUUGUCCAAAGAACUGUAACAAUCAUGGCGAAUGCAUCAUAAAUGAUGAAAAUGAAUGGACCUGCCAUUGCCAACAUGACUGGGAUGGGCCUGACUGUGCUAUUGCUUUAGAAAGGAAUUGCAAUGAUGGUACUGACAAUGAUAAAGAUGGACUAAUUGAUUGUGCUGAUAGUGAAUGUUGUUUAGAAAAGGCUUGUGAAAACAAUCCACUGUGCUUCUCUGCAGUUGAUCCACUGGACAUAUUAUUGAGAAAACAGCCCCCUGCAGUUACUGCAUCUUUUUUUCAGAGGAUGCAGUUUCUGAUUGAGGAAGGUUCAGUUCAAAGUUAUGCCCACAAAAGUGUUUUUAACGACAGUCGUGCAUCAGUCAUUAGAGGCCAAGUGGUUAGUUCAUCAGGUAGUGGUGUGAUGGGGAUUCGUGUUGGGUUGGCCGGAAGUGCACAACCAGGAUUUACAGUGACCAGAGAAGCUGGAUGGUUCGAUAUCUUAGUAAAUGGUGGUGGUGCAGUGAAGCUACACUUCCAAAGAGAUCCAUUCACACCUAAGGAUGUAACUGUUGCUGUUCCAUGGAAUGAAAUAGUUGUGAUUGAUAAGGUUAUUUUAAGUCUUGAUGAUGACAAACCUCAAGAUUUUAAGUCACUAUUAUGUUUGGAUCAUGAUUAUGAUAAUAUGAAGCCAGUAGUUUUAGCAACAUGGAAGCAUGGUUUUCAGGGUGCCUGCCCAGAAAAAAGUUCAAUUUUAGCAGAACCACAGGUGGGAAAUUCUCUUUUUUUUUUCAUGGAGCAAAAAAGCCUGACCAUCCCUGGUACAGAUUUGCAUUUAGUGUAUCACAGCAGCAGAGCUGGCGGCUAUUUAUCAACAAUACAACUACAACUAACACCAGAUUCAAUUCCUUCUUCUCUGAGAUUGAUACAUUUAAGAAUAUCAAUUGAGGGUAUAUUGUUUGAAAAGAAAUUUGAAGCAGAUGCAGCAAUCAAGUUCACUUAUGCCUGGAAUAGGAGAAAUGUUUAUCGACAAAAAGUUUAUGGCAUUGCAUCUGCUACAGUGUCUGUUGGAUAUGAAUACAGCUCUUGUCAUCACAUAAUUUGGGAAAUACAAACAACUCAAGUUAGUGGUCAUGAUAUGAGUGUGUCAGAUAUAGGUGGUUGGAAUUUGGACAUACAUCAUAAGUACAAUUUCCAUGAAGGUAUCUUACAAAAAGGCGAUGGAAGUAACAUUUACUUAAAAACUAGACCCAAAUUGUUACUUACUACAAUGGGUAAUGGAAUCCGAAGGCCUCUGGAAUGCGAUAACUGCAAUGGAUCAGCAAGACAUCAAAUGCUCUUGGCUCCAGUUGCUCUUGCAAGUGCACCAGAUGGCAGUAUCUACAUUGGAGAUUUCAAUUUAAUCAGAAAGAUGACACCGGGAGGAAUGGUAUCAACAGUAGUACAGCUCAGCACUGCUCAAGUUGCCUAUAGAUAUCACCUGGCAGUUGGUCCAGUUGAUGGAAGACUUUAUAUUUCCGAUCCAGAAAAGCACCAAAUUCUCAGAAUGAAAUUGCCAGAAGAAACAACGAACAUUCAAGACAAUCUAGAAGUUGUAGUGGGAAGUGGUGAAAAGUGCCUCCCAGGAGAUAAAUUUUCUUGUGGUGAUGGCAGAAUGGCAAAAUUAGCACGUUUAGCCUACCCAAAAGGCAUUGCUAUAUCACCUGAAAAUGAAAUUUAUGUAGCUGAUGGAACAAAUAUCAGAAUGGUGGAUAAAAAUGGCAUCAUCCAUACACUCGUCGGAGAUUAUUACCAUAAAAGUCAUUGGAAACCAGUGCCUUGUGGGAGGACAGUCAGCUUGUCACAGGUCAACUUAAGGUGGCCAACUUCACUGGCAAUAAACCCCCUUGAUGGCUCUCUCCAUAUUUUGGAUGAUCAUAUGGUACUUCGUGUAACACCGGACAGGCGACUCAAGGUUGUGGCUGGACGACCGCUCCAAUGCGCUACUCAGAUGUCUAAAGAUAAGAGUGAUGUAUCAUCAGAGAUAUACCUGGAAUCACCCCAGAGCAUAGCUUUUGCUCCUAAUGGUGACUUGUACAUUGCAGAAAGUGAUUCUCAGAUGAUCAACAGGGUGCGGAUGAUCGGCAGUGAUGGUCGGAUUAUCCACUUUGCUGGUGCCGAGUCAGAUUGCAACUGCAUGGAUGAUGGUUGUGAAUGUUUUGAUGAAGAACAUUUUCUGGCAUCAAAUUCAAAAUUGAACAGCAUUUCGGCAAUUACCGUGACACCCGAUGGAAAUCUUCAUGUUUGCGAUCAAGGGAACCUAAGAAUACGUUCUGUAACUGCAUCCAUUCCAAUGCCGAAUGAAGCUCAUGAGUAUGAAAUUUAUGCCCCAGAAGUUCAAGAAGUAUAUGUUUUUAAUCGACAUGGACAGCACAUUAUGACCAAGAAUCUAAUAACUGGAAAAGCAAUUUACACAUUUUCAUAUAAUGUCAAUACCAGUUUCGGAAAGUUGAGCACAGUAACAGAUGGAGCUGGGAACAAGAUUUACAUAUUACGGGAUUAUAGCAAUCAGGUUAAUACCAUAGAAAAUACACAGGGUGGCAAAUGCCGACUAGAAAUGUCUAGAAUGGCUAUGUUGCAAAGUUUUACCACACCUUCAAAUUUUAAAACUCAAUUUGAUUACCAUGGAAGCAAUGGCUUGUUACGUAGCAAAUCUGAUAGCACUGGAAAAUCUUAUGUCUAUGAAUAUGAUGAGUAUGGAAGGUUAACUGAAGCUGUUACUCCUAGUGGGCAGAUGAUUCGUCUUUCGUACAAUCUAAGCAUCAAAGGAGCUUCAGUUACAGUUACAAGGGAUGACAGUAAUCCAGUAGUACUGCUGAUAAAGGGCUCUGAUGUUACAACCAAAAUUGGUGCAGCAGAGAAAAGAGUAACUCAAUUUCCAGAUGGCAGCCUCAUCUUAACAUCACCAGAUUCCAGUACUGUUGAAGUUGAUACAGCAACAAGUCCAAUUCUUAAUGACGUAAAUCCUCAGAUUUCAGAAAUUUAUCCAUUACCUACCAAACUUAAGGCUACAUUAAGUGAGGACAACGUACAACACCUGGAGUGGAAGUAUGUUAUCAAGAAAACUGGCAAAGGACAAGCUCGUGAAAUUACACACAUAGGGAAAAUAUUGAAGGUAAAUGGGGAUGUCCUUUUCUCAGUUGAAUUUGAUCGAGCCGAGCAUAGUGAAACAGUGUAUGACAGAAAUCAAGUGCCACUACUGACUGCUCACUAUGACAUACUAGGACAACCCAUGCAAUGGAAACCUGCUCAUAACUUCACUGGCAUACGCCUGGAUUAUGAUCGCUAUGGGAGGCUAGCUCACUGGGAAAGGGGCUACCUUUCUGAACGGUAUACCUUUGACAUGCAAGGAAGAUUAGCUGAAAUAAGGCAUGCAGAUAAUACUGGAAUAAUGUACAAAUAUGAUGAAGGUGCAAUUAACAUGCCGAGUGAAGUAAUUGUUCCAAGUGGAAGCAGAUACCUUUUGCAAUAUGAUUCUUCAGAAGGUCUUCAAGCAAUAAUAACACCAAAUGGUCAUAAACAUGAAUUAGCUUUUCAAACAUCAUUGGGUUUUUACAAAAUGCUUUACUUGAGCCCUGGAGUGAAAUAUCCUUUUGUGACACACUUUGGUGAUGAUGGUCAACUAUUAGCUAAAUUAUACCCUGAAAAUAAUGGUAGGGUUGUAUAUCUGUAUAAUGAAAAUGGCAACAUACGAACUGUUUUCUGUGGAGCUGAAAGAACAGACUUCCUGUAUGUGGACCAAAAAGUUUUGGUUCGAUCUUGGACAAAAACAGUGCCAGAGCUGGAGUUACGAGCUGAUUUCCGUUACCAUGGUAGUCUGAUUCAGGAAGAAAGGUUUAGAGUUAGUAGCCGAAGUGCUCUGAGCAAUGCUAAGCUCCGCUAUCAGUAUGAAGGUCACAUGAGUACAGUUGAAGUAGAGAUUGGGUCAAAGAUAAUCGGAGAAAUUCGCUAUCGCUAUGGUGUGCAGUCUGGCAAUCUAGAACAAGUACAACAAUUUUUAAUACAUCGACCAAAAAUUAAUAAUGUGUUUAUUCAAGACGACCAAAGGCAUUUCUCAAAAACAAUAGCACACGACUCAUAUGGAAAGAUAUCCUUAUUAGCUAUAAGUUUAUGGAAUCGUGAAGUAUUUUCUCUCAACAUUCGCUAUGACAACCGUGGUAGGGUCAGACAAAUCAGCACUAAAGCUGGACAUGAUGUUUCUGUGGAAACAAACAAUUGUACCUACACACCAGAUGGCUAUUUGAGUGAGGUGUCUGGUAAUCGGAAUUACAGGUUUUUGUAUGAUGUGAAUGGCAACAUGAAAACAUUUUGGGAAGAUGAACAUCAGUUAACUUUAAAAUACGAUGAUGGCGACAGAUUGAUUGGUUACAAUGACAUGAAUUUGUAUGAAGUAGAUGGCAGAGGUUUUCUUGUGAGGAAAGGACAAGAUAAGUUUACUUUCAACGCAAAAUCUCAGUUAAUUCAUUCAGUGCAGCCUGGUCUGUAUGAGGUUACGUACUAUUAUGACGCUAUCGACCGACCAGUUGCAUGGAAAGAUCACAAGGGAAACAUUACGCAAUUCUUCUAUACCAAUCCUAAAAAUAAAUAUCAAGUCACUCACAUCCAUACAACUCAAAAUAAAUUGACAUUAUCAUUUGUUUACGACACCAAUGACCAUUUGAUGUACAUGGAGGACACAUUAUCAAACAAAUAUUUUGUUGCAACAGAUCAUUUAGGAUCACCUGUAAUGAUAUUCACCUCAGAUGGGAAGAUUGUAAAAGAGAUUAAAAGAACACCCUUUGGAAAAGUUGUUCAUGAUUCCAAUCCAUCAUUUAUGAUAUUUUUAGAUUUUUGCAAAGGCAUUAGAGAUCCAUACACCGGGUUGCUUUUCUUCAAAAGUCGAGCAUAUGAUCCAGCAGGUGCGCAAUGGUUGACUCCAAACUGGGAAGAUGUGCCCAAAUAUAUAUCUAAGCCAUAUAUGAUUCAUCUUUAUCGAUUUAAAGGAAACAAUCCGAUAAAUGAAGAUGAGGACAACUACCAUUUGGAUGAUCUAGGAAAAUGGAUAUCAGCAUUUGGUCUUGGGAAGUUCAACGCUCCAAUAACACAGCCUACCAAUUCUAAGCCUGAAAUGAGUUAUUAUGUGAAGCCAAGUUUGCCUGUGAUAUCAGGUUUGAGUUGUACAGCUGAUGUUGUUUCACGAGAAUUCUUUCAACUCACAACUGUUCCGAGAACUGAAAUUCGGGGUCACAUUAGUGGAAGUAACUUACAUCCGCAAUUAGCAAACCUCCCAUCAGUGCUGGGUGAUGGCUUACUGCUUUCGAGAAGCAAAGAUCGUGCAAUUAUUCAUGUUCUGAGUGACGCAAGUCCAAUUCUGAGGGAUGUUGUGACUAGUGUACUUAAUGACACAGAAUAUGUUGGACUACAUUUUUCAUUACAUGGUCAAGAUUCCUUCUUUCUGGUGCAACCAGAUCAAAAACGUGUACAAGAAGAUUGGGACCAGCUCCAGAGAUUAGGAACUAUGUUUAAUGUCACCAUGCAUUCUGGUGAAGGGCAUGUAGAUCUCAGACUGCGCAGCCCUGCAAUAUUGCUCAAUAUUCGUUAUGGUGGAGACUUGGAGGAGGAAAGAAAGAGACUUUUGAGUCAUGCUAGAAGAAAAGCUGUGAAAGAUGCUUGGCAAAGAGAAGUUAAACUUGUGCAACAGGGCCUAAGAGGCAGUAGAGAAUGGACAAAAGCUGAAAAAGAGGAUCUACUUACAAAGGGUGUUGUGUCAAACUAUUAUGGCACAGACAUUCAUGAUGUAGAAAAAUUUCCUCAACUAGCUGAUGAUCCAACAAAUAUUGUGUUCCGAAAGUAAAUGGAACAUUUUCCUCAUCCAAAUUUUAUCUGUGAUCUGUGUAUAUCAAACUACAGGGAUAAAAUGAACGCUGACUGCCUUAUCUAAAACAGUCUCAAGUUAUUAUAUGAAUUCUUUGACACAAAUGUUUAAAUUGUUUCCUGACAAGAGUUUUUUAAGACAAAUUGCCAUUAUCCCUGUGGUUUUUAUAGACUUUUAUUUAUACUUCAGAUGAGUAUAUAUCUAAUUGUGCAUGUAGAAAAAGUAUAAUUUUAUGUCUACAGCAACUUUAAAAAGAAGAAGAAUGUGAUCUACAAAAAAUUAUCUUCACUAAAUGCAAAGAAAAUAUAUUAUGAUUGAAAAUAUUUAUCAAGCUUACUUUGUUCAACUAAUGUGAAUGAAUCUUCCAAUUAAUUACAAGAUUUACUGAAAACGUCCAAGUUUUCAUCUGCCUUAAAAAGUAAUUAUUAUUAAGUACUGUAAAUAUUCUUAAGGUACAGCAACGCUACUAUAUAACAUGCAGGGUAUGUUCAGUAAAAUUGAAUCGUCAAAACAAAAUCAAAACUUAUUAUGUAUACAAAGAAAAAAAUUAACGUUUAUGUACAAUUGCAUGUAAAAAGAAAAACUAUAUAAUAUGUUCUAACAUUUGUAAACAAAAUUUUUAAAUAUUUAUCUUCUAUAAUAUAUGUAUUCACAAAACAUUUAUACAUACCUUUUCCUCUUGAGUAAAAAUUCAUAUAAAAUCCAUUUUAAAAUUCAUAUAACUGUAGAUAUUUUUCAUACCAAACCUAUAAAUGAGAUUAUGUAAGAUAUUUGUAUUAACAUAAUUUUUAUUAAAAUUCUAGUCAUGUUAAGUCUUACAUUACAGUUAAAGAUCAAGUUCAAAAAACAUAUUUUUAAAACAUAAAAUCAAUAACUGUUAAAUGAAGUACAAUUGAAUAACUGAUAAUUGGAAAUAUUUUUAUAUAAAAGAGUUAGGUUAUCUACUAACAAGUUAUCUGAUUUAAAAUAAGAAUUCAAAGCACCAUAUAAUGUAUGUUUUACUGUACUUUGAAAUGGUGCUUUGACAAACUUACUUACAAUAAACAUUUUAUUUACUUUGACUUGCAAUAAACAUUUGAGUAAAUGCAUGUUUUAAAUGAAUAGAAAGUACUGUACAUUAGCUAUUGAACUGGAUUAUUAUCAUAAUUCUUCAGAAUUUAUAAAAACGUAUUCAUUUUACGUUUGAAAAAUGAACUAGAUAAAAAAAACUUUACUUUUCUAGCAAAAAAUCUAACUCAUUUACAGUUAUAUGCUAACAUUAAAAUCAAAUUAAAUGAUAUGCUGACAUAAAUAAUAUUAUGCUAACAUUAAAAUAAUUAUUUCAAACAUAUAUUUGAAAUUCAACAGAGGCAGUUAAAACUUUCCUCACAGAAAAGUAAUUUUCAUGAUAAUCCAGUAUAAAAGGUGCAUUUAUGGAAAAAAAAUUGCAUGCUAGAUUACAUUAAAAUUUUAUUAAUUAUUUCAUAAAUAAAAUCUUAUAGCAUUGUAUAAUGUUAAAUGAUUAUUGUAUGGACACUUUAUGAAUUUAUUUAUUUAUGACGAUAUGUUUAGUUACAAAGUUACUUUUCUCUUAAAUUUUGAAACUACAUGAUAUUUUAAGCAUCAGAAAUUACUUGUUUGGUGUCAUACAUAAAAUGUGUGCGCUGCUUCUUAAAAUGGAUACUCAUAUUAAAAUGUGGACAAUCAAGUCAUUGAAAAUCUGAGUUGAUACUGUUACAGUGCUGGACACUUUCAAUUUUUAAACUCUUCUGUGUUGUCCUCUUGUAUAUUUUGUGGCCGUUGUAGGUCACUUGACAUUUACUCAAUUAAAGCAUGAAAACUUUCAUCUUGGUGAAAACCACUGAGUAAAGAUUUUUCCGUCGAAUUGCAAUGCCGAAUUGUUUUAAUUUAUGCCACAGACUUAGCUGUGGUUACUUUGUACAUAAUGUUCAUAGCUAUUGCCUUGUAAAUACUUGCCUAUACAUAAACUAUUAUGAAAUGUUUGUACUUAACUGUUGUGCAUUUUAUUAUUUAACUAUCACUCAUAAUUAAAGCAAUUUUAAUAAAUUGGACCAAAAUGA
Uloborus diversus is the source of this 10175-nucleotide messenger RNA. RefSeq names its product teneurin-m-like. Gene Ontology annotation, biological process: motor neuron axon guidance. The coding region runs from base 1 to 8094 and encodes 2697 amino acids. The record is from RefSeq and is a predicted model, not a curated record. Lineage: Eukaryota; Metazoa; Arthropoda; Arachnida; Araneae; Uloboridae. The transcript is spliced from 30 exons.